GCCACGUCGCCUACUCCGACGACGUCUGGCUUCGACUCUACGCAGAGAGGUGGCCAUUUCAGUGUAUAUCUUCUGCAAAUAAUUGGACAAGGGAAAAAUAUUUGGACAGACACAUUGCAGUGAACCAGUUCAAAUUUUCAGAUCCAGUGCAAUCUAUGUUUUCUCAGCAUCCAAUACCUUACAGUCACAUAAUGCUGGAGAAAAACAAAGUCUUCGUAGCACAGGGGCCAAUUGUACAAAGUAUGGGGUUUGAAUCUGUCAAAGAUGGUGUAUCCCGCGUCAAUCUCUUAACAGGCCACAAAGCAAGGAUUACUUGUAUGAGGUUGUUUCCCAUUGGCGGUACAUCUUUAUUUCGAAGUUCCAUGCAGGAUGAGGAACAUGUUUUAGUCACAUCGAGUUCCGAUCGCACUAUUCGUAUAUGGUGGAAGGGUCGUUCUCAUCGUUGUUUAAAAGGUCAUAAUGGACCAGUUACCACCUUGGUGGAUACAUUACUAGGGAAUUGUGAAUCAAAAGUUCUUGCUAGUGGAGGAGAAGAUUGUACUGUUCGCCUUUGGUCGGUUGGUGGAAAGCAUCAUCCGAUUGUGACAUUCCAUGGGCAUGCGAAACCAGUUUCGUUGCUAUCUGCUGCUAAACACAAGGCUUCUCUUCUGGUGAGCAUGUCUACAGAUUCAAGGCUCCGAGUUUGGGACACAACUUUGGCUUCAUCCUCAGGUUCCUCAUCAUGUGUAGGAACGGUUGGUUUUCCUGGUACACCUGCUGGUAUGGAAUGUCAUGAAACUUUGUGCUAUGUUGCUGCUGGUUCAUCUGUCGCUGCAAUUGACAUAAGAACUAUGCAGAAAGUUUGUACCAUUGCAGUUCAUCCCCCCAAAAUACGCUCAUUUAAAAUGCUUCCUUCAAAGUGGUUAAUGUGUACUGGUGGAGAAGAAAAGGCUCUCCUUUGGGACAUGAGGAAGAACCAAGCAAAGCCAAAUCCAAACGCAGUAGCUGAGUUAGAGCAUGGUAGCCUUGUCAAUAUGUUACAUAUGGACUCUUACAAAGUUGUCACUGGCGGACCACUCGAUUACCACCCAAACAUAUGGGAAACUGAUACAGGGCUCUUAGCCAAUCAGCUCGAUUGUCGUUUUCCUGGUGAAACUCAAAACUAUGAUGGUCUGUCAGCGAUGGGUGUUUAUGGAUCUUGUAUUGUUACCAGCGGUUGUUAUGAGGAACAAGGAGUUCUCUGUUUCAGGGAUUUCUCCAACUGUUCUGUAUCUUUAUCGUCCCCUGACGAGGAUCGAAGUUUAAAGUUUUGGGAACCACGGAAUUCUUCUGAUAGCGAAGAUGUUGAUUCGGAAUUUGAAAAUCUUAAUGGUUACUUGUCUUAGAGAUUUUUAUACUGUUAUGUAUGGUAGUAUUUCUUUGGAAACUUGUGCGUGAUUGUGAAAUGUUCAUUAGGGAUCCAACAAAAAUUUUCCACGUUUUCCCGUCUAUCAUUCUGAGGUUACUCUUCCAAACUGCAGGCUGUUUUAAACGACGAUGACUAUGGCA
Molecule: messenger RNA, 1527 nt
Organism: Asparagus officinalis (garden asparagus)
Lineage: Eukaryota; Viridiplantae; Streptophyta; Magnoliopsida; Asparagales; Asparagaceae
Product: katanin p80 WD40 repeat-containing subunit B1-like
Exons: 8
Coding region: 156-1364 (402 amino acids)
Cellular component (GO): preribosome, large subunit precursor
Molecular function (GO): protein binding
Source: RefSeq, a predicted model, not a curated record